Molecule: messenger RNA, 2432 nt
Organism: Mytilus trossulus (common blue mussel)
Lineage: Eukaryota; Metazoa; Mollusca; Bivalvia; Mytilida; Mytilidae
Product: galanin receptor type 1-like
Exons: 4
Coding region: 574-2019 (481 amino acids)
Biological process (GO): G protein-coupled receptor signaling pathway
Cellular component (GO): plasma membrane
Molecular function (GO): G protein-coupled receptor activity
Source: RefSeq, a predicted model, not a curated record
GAUCUACCAAUGCUGUAAUGAAUUCUCCGAGCCAUACGGUUGUCGGAACAAAAUCAUUAGAAAAAAACUGGAUUAAAAUGAAGGCAUUUCAGUUACUGAGUAUCAACACGGCAUGAUGAAGCUGAUCAACUAGAGGAUUUCUGAUGUUAGAAAGUUUAUUGGAACUCGAGGAAAUGAAAUAAUCAUGUUUAUGAGGAAUAUGGGAUUAAUUACAAUGCUUUGACAUCCAACUAGACUAUGAGGAAUAAAGGAUUAAGUCCAAUUCUUUGACAUCAAAAUUAACAGGAAAAUAGUCAUUUAAACCGUAGAAAGGUUUCAUCUGCACUUUUAUGAAAUGUCGACAUAAAAGUCUCGUGAUAAAUGUACAACUUGUGUAAUAAUAAUUCACCAAGGGAAUUUUAUAAAGCUAAUAAAUUCAGUAUCAGUCAAGAAUUACUUUGGAACUUCAACAUCAGACUGUAUUUUGAAAAUGAAACUUUUCUGCAAGAAACAAAACUUGAAUUGUGAUGAUAUAUAUAAAGCUGAUGUUAAUUUUAUCACCAUACAAAGAUUUUAAAACAUCUUCGGAAUGAAAUGCUUGUAUUUCACCAAAUGCUGAGCAAUAUGGACAUCCAUUCUUACGGACAUAAGCGACACACAGAUAGUGCCACUUAUCAAGAGAUAAGCGGCUCAUUCACCAUCAUCGUAGAGGUGUUGAUGAUACUUGUGAAUUGUUUGCCAUUAUUUGUUAUAAUUCGAUGGAAGAAGUAUAGUGAACGAACAACAACUGAUGACAUAAUUGUUGUCUUAAGUAUAUUGUAUAUACUCUCAGUCCUUGUGCCAACACCGCUGGGUCAUCUUAGCUACUUUAGGGAUAAAUGGUAUGGUGGUGAUGCGUCAUGUCAAUUUUAUCAAGUGACCACGAAUUGGUUUCGUUUAAGCACAAUAUUCAUCGUUUCAAUCUUAUGCAUAGACAAGUCUUUGGCUCUACAUUUUUACAUCAAACAUAAUUUUACUGCACGUUACCACGGCAAAACAAAACUUAUUUUCGCAAUUUUCACCGCCAUAACUGUCGCCUUAAUUGUUUCAUGUUUUCCAGUUUUAGGAUUUGGACCACUUCGAAAAGCGAGAAACAAAUGUGGUUCCUGGAUUAACGAAGAACCUGUUGAGCCAAAAGAGUUUGCUUUUAUUGGUGCUUUGUUAACGAGUGGAUAUGGAAAUUUCCUUUGUGCAAUUUUAACAAAUGUAUCAAUGGUAUUAAAUCUUAAAAAAGUUAAACGUUCUUUGUACCGAUCUAAUAAUGGUCCAAAUCAACGGGACGAAAUCCGAUGGCAGUUAGAAGGAGUUGUUGUAAUACAUAGUGUUAAAAUGGUAAUGGCGGUGUCUAUUUUACUGUAUAUAACCUGGUUUCCUGCUUUGCUAUUGAUGACACUACAGCAAGCAGGACUAACAGUUAGUGAUAUUUCCGUCCUCUAUGCUUUACUAAGCACUACUUUAUCGGGACUACUCAACCCUAUACUAUAUGGAUUGUUUGAUACAUCGUACAGAAGAGGAUACAAAAAUCUGUUUAAAGCCCUUAGACAGAGAUGUUGUUGCUGUGCCAAAGUACAAGAUUCUAUACCAGCUGUAUCAAUGACAAAUGGUAUUUCAAGAUCAAGAUCUGAUUCCACGAGUCUUUCCAGAAAUGCAGAAUCAAACAUUCCGAGGUCACUUUCUCGAAUAAGCGAGGAAACAUCCGGGUUACAAAAUGAUGCGUUUAGUAGUGACACCUAUCCCUUGACACAGGAAACACUCUUCCCAAAGCGAUGUGUUUCGGGUAUUGUACGGACAUUUAGCAGAGAAAUAAAUUCAAGAUCAGCAGAUGAAGAGACUGCACUUCUUGAUUCGUCGCCUUUUGGAAACCCUAAAACACUCGAGGAAAAUCGAUCAUCAUCUUCAUCAUUAGUUUCGUCUGAUUUAGAUUCAUUCGAUGAAAACCAAUCGGAGUCAGGGGAAGACGACGAGGACGAGGAAGGGUUUGAAGUAGAAAGUACAUUUUAAAUAAAUCAUAUUGAAGUUAUAUAGAAACAUAAUUAAUGUACAUGCAUAGCAAAAUUAUAAGCACUACCGAUGGGAUAAUUGUUAUCAUAUUUUGAUGUCGUACUCAUUGGAGAAAUCAAGAUAUGAUGCAUUAUGAGGAAUCUUGAUGUUACAUAAUGUUCUGAUUAUUACCAUUAACUGUCAAGUAUAGUAUUGAGACAACAUUUACCACAUUGUCAUUGUGCUUUAAAUAACUACCAUGGCAACUAAAAAGUUAUCAAUAUAUUCGGUUACAAUUCUACUUGUGUGACCAGUUGACCCUUUCUUUUUAAACCAAACAGUAGAUACAAGAAAAGUAGCCAGCUUUGAGGGAGAUUUAUUAUGCUUGGUAUAGAAAGAAUGCAUGUCAUAUUGUCAUAUACAUGGAAAAAUUA